Messenger RNA from Sphenostylis stenocarpa, 1377 nucleotides. The record is from the annotation of a GenBank genome assembly. Lineage: Eukaryota; Viridiplantae; Streptophyta; Magnoliopsida; Fabales; Fabaceae.
AUGUUUAAAAUCAAUCCUAAGCUCAAAAAGCUCUGCUCUGUCCUUUUCUCCGUCUCCUCUUCUGAACACUUAAUCAACUCUCGCACCUCCCUCACCUUCGCUCUCAAAGCCAUUCACUCACUCACUGAAACUCUUGAAUUGAACCAACCAAUGGACACUCUUCUUCUUAUUCUUCACCUUCUUCUCAUUCCCCCAUCCCUCUCUCUCCCCCAAAAUCUCCACCCAAUCGACCUAAACGCCCUUCUCUCCAUCAAAAACACCCUCACCGACCUCUCUCCCUCCAACCCCUUCUUCUCCACCUGGAACCUCACCGCCCCCGACCCCGACCCCUGCACCACCUUCGCCGGCCUCACCUGCUCCCUCGGCCGCGUCACCGCCCUCUCCCUCGGCGGUCCCUCUCUCCCCCUCGCCGGCACCCUCCCUGUCUCCCUCUCCCUUCUCACCGACUUGACUCAGCUCCUCCUCUCCCCCGGACUCGUCACCGGCCCCAUCCCUCCCCAACUGGCCCAACUCACCAACCUCCGCGUGCUCUCUCUCCCCUCCAACCGCCUCACUGGGCCCAUCCCCGCCGCACUCUCCGCCCUCCGCCGCCUCCACACCCUCGACCUCAGCCGCAACCAACUCGCUGGCUCACUGCCCCCGAGUCUCAUUGACUUGCCCCAACUCAAAAUCCUCAUCCUCGCUUCCAACUCUCUAUCGGGCACAUUACCGAAAACCGUUAAGUCUCCGUUACUCCACCUCGACCUAAAAAACAACAAACUCACAGGACCGUUACCGUCAUCUCUCCCGUCAUCACUCCGUUAUUUGUCGCUUUCGCAGAACUUCAUGUGGGGCCCUCUCCCCAACGGCCUGGAAACGCUCACCGAGUUAGCUUUCCUCGACCUUAGUAUGAACCGCUUCACCGGGCCCAUCCCAGUCCAAUUGCUCUCCCUCCCCGCUCUCUCAAACAUUUUCUUACAACGGAACAAUCUCUCUGGUGGGCUUGGUCCCGGGUCGGGCCCGAUAACAGGACCCGGAUCUAUAGUCGAUCUGAGUCAUAAUUCUCUUAGUGGAACACUUUCGAAUGUUUUGGAGGGAGUGGAGAGUUUGUUCCUGAACGAUAACCGUUUCGCGGGAGAGGUUCCGGAGGUGUACGUGAAGAACGUGUGGCGCGGCAGCACCAAAUUGCUGUACCUGCAGCAUAACUACCUCACUGGGAUUCCGCUGCGGGAAGGGGCGGUGCUGCCCGAUACGGCGUCGUUGUGCGUGUCGUACAACUGCAUGGUGCCGCCGGCCGCGGUUGUGAUGACGUGUCCGGCGAGCGCUGGCAGGGAGGUGUCUAGGCCGGAGGUGCAGUGCACGGUGUUUAACCAUAACGGCAACAACGGAGAUGCAUAG